Messenger RNA from Pyricularia grisea, 2481 nucleotides. RefSeq lists its product as uncharacterized. The record is from RefSeq and is a predicted model, not a curated record. Gene Ontology annotation, cellular component: nucleus. NCBI's taxonomy places the organism in Eukaryota, Fungi, Ascomycota, Sordariomycetes, Magnaporthales, Pyriculariaceae. The transcript has a single exon. Gene Ontology annotation, biological process: RNA processing. Gene Ontology annotation, molecular function: RNA binding. Bases 1 to 2481 code for a protein of 826 amino acids.
AUGUCCUCGUCAAAGAAGCUCGCCGAGUUCCCCAACAUCGAAGCGAAGUUGCAGAAGCCGACCAAGAAGUCCGUCUUUGAGCGCCAACGCGAGGAGGCCGAAGCCAAGCGGAGGCGCGAAGAGGCCGAGACGGCAGCUGUCCUAGAGGACUUUGUGAAAAGCUUUGACCGCGACAGUGACCGCGAUAACUCACGCGACAACCGAUUUCCUCACAGUAAAAGCGAUCGGCCACUGAAUGUCUCCGACCGGCCCCAGGGUUUCGGUGCCGGGGCAGGCAAGCGACAUUUUGGCAUCCAAUCUGGCUUGCCACCACCAAAGAGCGGGCCCGGAUCUUUGGGCCCGUUACCGACAACAUUUGGGAGAAAACGAACUUUCGAUGGCUUCUCUGAUAGAGGGGAACGUGGGGAGGGCACUGUAGGACGCGCACGACCAGGUGUGGGGGAACAUGACAACAGCAGCCGAAAGAUCGCCAAGGCCUUUGACAACAGCGAAGAUGAAGCCGAGUCUCUUGCAAGUGACAGGGCUGAAGAGAAGGCCGUCUCUAAGCCGACCUUGCGCCUUUCCAAUUUGCCACCAGGCUCAUCCCAGUCUCUGAUUAAGUCACUCAUACCAGCCAGUCUCAAUGUCGAGAACGUCAAAUUCCUACCGCCUGCUGGACCAAUAAACACCGAACGGAAAUCAGCCACCGCUAUCGUCACACUCUCCCCUGAGACGGCGGCCACGGAAAUCGACGCUGCUGUCAGUACGUUGCAAAAUCGUUACCUCGGCUUCGGGUUCUAUCUGUCACUUCAUAGGCACCUCUCCUCGGCUGCCAUCUCAAGUUCCCUUAUCACGACUCAGACGAAUUCGCAUUCGUCUCACCCAUUCGGAGCCAAGCCGGUUUCUCAGCCAAAAGAUAGAUCAUCAUACCGAAGCAGGGGUCGAGGCUUCGCACCACCAACGUCUUAUGACGCUCAAGUCGGCAGUCCGGUAAAUCGCCCUGGAGUAAUGCACGUACCAGUGCGUCCCCCCAAAGACAUACAUAUGCUACGCACUAUCCACAUGGUAGUGGAGUCUAUCCUGGAGCAUGGGCCCGAGUUCGAGGCGCUGCUGAUGUCGAGACCUGACGUUCAACGCGAAGAGAAGUGGGCUUGGAUAUGGGACGCGCGCAGUGAGGGCGGUGUAUGGUACCGUUAUAGGCUUUGGGAAGUCAUAACUGGUGCCAGGACCCAGAGGGGCAAAGGCAAGUUUGUGCCGCUCUUCGAAGGUGGUAGUGCUUGGAAGUUACCAGACCAGCCACUCUCGUAUGAGUACACAGCUGGCGUAGAUGAGUUCGUGUCAGACUCAGAGUACAACUCCUCGGAUGACGAUGACUUUUACGAUGAGCAUGUUGGGAAAUCUGGAGAGGGUGGCCCUGGCGCGGCAGCCGCUGGAAACGAACAGGAAGAGAAUGUUCUCAGUCCACUGGAGAAAGCAAAGCUGGUUCACUUACUGGCACGCCUUCCGACCACCUUAUCCAAGCUACGAAAAGGAGAUAUUGCCAGGGUGACCACGUUUGCCAUCACCCACGCCAGCCGAGGAACGGAUGAAAUCACGGAUCUUAUCGUGUCGAAUGUCGAAAAGCCUUUUGCAUUCUCUUCUGCGAACCCUGAUUACAAACCAAACCAAAACGAUAGAGCCAAAGACACGAAGUCUUUGUCGCCGGCACCCGAUUCCAAGGCACCUAGCGAGCCCCAAGAUGUAAGCACAUCGAAACUAAUAGGGCUUUACGUGAUCAGCGACAUACUUUCGUCUUCCUCAACAAGUGGGAUACGUCACGCUUGGCGCUACCGACAGCAUUUUGAAGCUGCCUUACGGAACCGCAAGGUCUGUGAAGGCCUUGGAAUGGUCCCAGAGAAGAUGGGGUGGGGCCGUCUCAGAGCGGAGAAAUGGAAACGUAGCGUGGGGCUGGUGCUGGGUCACUGGGAGGGCUGGUGCGUUUUCCCUGCAGAGUCGCAAGCCUUCUUUGUCGACAGCUUUGAGAAUCCGCCCGCGCUGGCGCUGGCGCAACAGCAGAAAGAGGCCAAGGAAGCCGAAGAAGCAUUGAGCAAGAAGAACAAGUGGAAGACGGUACCCAAGGCUAUUGCAGGCGAGGCCAGUGCGGAUAAUCCUGGUCCAGCGGGCAACAGCUUCGUCCUUGAUGACGAGCGACAUCUCGAUGGUGAAGGUUAUCUCGAAUAUACAGACGACGAAGACGUGGACCUUGAAGUGUUGGAGGGAGAGGAUAUUGACGGAGAACCCAUGAUUACCGAUGGGAUGGCAGGGCUCUCCAUGGAAGAGGAUGGGGAUGCCAAGACAGGUGGCGACGCAGAAUUGCAGCCACCCGGUAGAUCUGGGGCAGAAGAACCUCAACAGGUCACCAAAUCUGUGGGUGGUUUUCAGAUGUCAGCUGCAUCGGUCAACCCUAAGAAACGCAUGCGGGCAAUGGACAUGUUUGCGAGCUCUGACUCUGAGGAAAAUUAA